Molecule: messenger RNA, 1002 nt
Organism: Cavenderia fasciculata
Lineage: Eukaryota; Evosea; Eumycetozoa; Acytosteliales; Cavenderiaceae
Exons: 2
Coding region: 1-1002 (333 amino acids)
Molecular function (GO): oxidoreductase activity; zinc ion binding
Source: RefSeq, a predicted model, not a curated record
AUGAGAGCUGCUCGUGUUGUUUCGGCUGGAAAAUGGGAAAUGACAAGAAUACCAAUUCCAAAGACUGGAAGGGGACAAGUAAGAAUCAAGGUUAUGGCAUGUGGAGUUUGUCACUCUGAUUUAUUUAUUGCUAGUGGUGGAGCUGGAGAUGUAUUCCCAAGAGUACCCGGUCACGAAGUAGCUGGUAUUGUAGAUGAAAUUGGUGAGGGUGUCACUCGAUUCAAAUUGGGUGAUCGUGUUGGAAUGGGGUAUUUUGGCGGAGGUCAUUGUGGAGAGUGUUACGAUUGUCUACAUAAUAGUUGGGUGACAUGUAAAAAGGUUGGUGGAUGUGGUGUAACUUAUGAUGGUGGAUUUGCUGAAUACACUGUCGCACCACACGACGCAUUGGCCAAGAUUCCAGACGAAAUUGAUUUCCUCCAAGCCGGCCCAUUUUGUUGUGCAGGUGUAACUGUAUUCAAGUCAAUUCGUGAUGCAGGUCUAAAAGGUGGUGACUUGGUUGCAGUACAUGGUGUUGGUGGUUUGGGUCAUUUGGGAAUCCAAUUUGCAAGAAAGCUUGGGUUUGAGGUCAUUGCCAUUUCAUCAGGUGACGCAAAAGAAAAAUUGGCCAAAGAGUUGGGAGCUCAUCAUUACAUCAACUCCUCCAAACUAGAUGUAGUUGGUCGUCUACAAGCACUAGGUAACAUCAAGUGUAUCAUGUGUACUGCUCCAGCCAAAGAGGCAGUCGAAGAACUAUCCAAGGCACUUGGAUUCAAUGGAACACUUUUAUUACUUUCCAUCUUUAGCGACCUUUCCGUCAAUCCAAUGCAAAUCAUCACCAAAAAUCAAUCUAUUGUUGGAUCAUACUCUGGUGACAGUCGUGAUACUGAAGCAACUUUGCAAUUUGCAGCCAACCAAAAUGUCAGAUCAAUGAUCCAAGUUUAUCCACUAGAGCAAGCUGAAGAAUGUUUAAAGAAUAUCUCUCAAGCUAGAUUCCGUUCAGUUUUAAAGAUUGGGGAAUUCUAA